AUGAGGCAAAAACUUAGCGCACGCAUCCGAAAAUUUGCUUCUUGUACAACACCAAGACCCGUGACAACCUCAACUUCUUCAAUCGGAGUGGAUGUAACUGAAGAAUACGCUAAUGCCUUUCGCACAGAAUCCUACCUCGACUUUUGGACACGUGUAGUCGCACUCACAAAUCCCGGUUCUAACGGCUCCAAACUUAUUCCAAUGGAGUCGACAACUGCAACCCGGCUCUCAUCCUAUCGGCUUUUCGUGGAAAACCUUUUGGAUCCGGAUCAAACCAUGAUUACUCGGAUAUUGGGUGUAACUCGAAAUCACCCAAAAAACUAUGCACUUUUGUCCGACUAUUUUACCCAAACCGCGAAUGCUUUUACCUUAUGUGGUCGCCUACUAAAAGAUAUCGACCAUACACGUGUCAACUAUCAUUCUUUUAGAACCACACUCCAAUCUCUUAAUAAUUGUAUCACUCCCAGAACACUAAACCAACUUACCAAAAUUUCUAUUGUUUUAUCUCCCAAACGGAUUCAAGGUGUUCAAAUAGGAUGCUUCGAUUUACUCAAACGGCUCGAGUUAACUCGCAACAAAACUAGAGCAAAACUAAGACUUGCGGGCAAAUUCCAAACUGGCUCGGCUAUCUUUUUAGUGGUGGUGACAGCUACACUAAGUGUUAUUGUUGUCACACACGCACUUGCAAUAGUUGUGGCCGCACCAACUCUUAUAGCAACCUCACUCGACUUGGCAUCGUCGAGGAGACUAGCUAGGAUGGCGGCUCAACUCGAUGCUGCCACCAAGGGAGCUUACAUAGUAAACAGGGACUUAGAAACAGUGGGCCGGCUCGUGGCUAGGCUAAACGACGAGCUUGAGCACAUGCGUGGGAUGGUUCAGUUUUGGGUCGAGCGCGGCGAGGAAGACUGGCUCCAGGCCGGUUGCGAGGUGGCGCGCCAGCAAAAAAAUGAUUGUAACUUUAGGCAGCAGCUAGAUGAGCUUGAGGAGCAUUUGUUUCUGUGUUUCAUGACUAUCAACCGGGCUAGAAAUCUUGUAGUGAAGGAGAUUCUGGAUCCGGGUCAGACCACAACAAAUUCCCAUGCCACAUUAGCGAUGUAGUAAUCAGUAAUUAUCAAAUAUAGUUACCCAUCUGUACAUUUACAC
This is a messenger RNA of Argentina anserina (silverweed cinquefoil), 1143 nucleotides long. Its product is annotated as UPF0496 protein At3g49070. The record is from RefSeq and is a predicted model, not a curated record. Lineage: Eukaryota; Viridiplantae; Streptophyta; Magnoliopsida; Rosales; Rosaceae.